CCGCCCGAGAUCUCGUCAUGCAAACAAAGAUGGCGGCCCCUUGACGGUCCAUGUGGCGUCACACUCACGGAAAACUCAACAUUUUCAGCUAAACUUCUGCGUUUUCACCGGAAAAAACAACACCGGACAGACUGAAGAUUUGAUCGAACAUCCAGACAAAACAAAAUGCAACACGACGACGUGAUCUGGGACAUAAUCGGGAACACACAGUUCUGUUCCUUCAAAGUCAAAACUAAGAGUCAGAGUUUCUGUCGGAAUGAGUUCAACGUCACUGGUCUGUGUAACCGCUCGUCCUGUCCACUGGCCAACAGCCAGUACGCCACCGUCCGAGAGGACAAAGGUCAGUGUUUCCUCUACAUGAAGGUCAUCGAACGAGCGGCGUUUCCCGCCAAGACGUGGGAGAAGGUCAAACUCAGUAAAAACUAUGAACAGGCUCUGGAACAGAUCGAUCAGAACCUGCUGUACUGGCCCCGCUUCAUCCGACACAAAUGCAAACAGAGGUUCACCAAGAUCACACAGUACCUGAUCCGCAUGCGCAAACUGGUACUGAAGCGCAGGAGGAAGUUGGUCCCACUCAGCAGGAAGGUGGAGAGACGAGAGAAGAGGAAGGAGGAGAAGGCUCUGAUUGCUGCUCAGCUGGACAACGCCAUCGAGAAGGAGCUGCUGGAGAGACUGAAGCAGGGCACGUACGGGGACAUUUACAACUUCCCGGUUCACGCCUUCGACAGAGCGCUGGAACAGCAGGAGGAUGAAGAAGAGGAGGAGGAGGAGGAGGAGGAGGAGGAGGAGGACGUUGGUCAGAGGGAGUACGUAGAAGAGGAACUGGAUGAGAGCGACCUGAGUGACUUUGAGGACAUGAAUAAACUGAGAACGAGCAGCGACGAAGAAGAAGAGGAGGAGGAGGAAGAUGAGGAAGAUGAGGAGGAGGAGAUGGAGGCGGAGACAGAGGCGGAGUCAAAGGGGCGUGGUUCUAAAGGUAAAUCUCCGGCCAACAGGUCGACGCCCACCAGGAAGAAGAAACGCGCAUUCGUGGAGAUCGAAUACGAACAGGAAACAGAGCCCGCCUCCAAGACCAGGACCACAUAGACAGGACUCCGCCUCAGCCAAUCAGACGCUGAGCUCACAGUUCCAUGUACUGUGAUUGGACCGUUGGUGUCUGAGGACUCUUAAGCCACACCCCCUCUGUUUAAUUAUGUCUGUAUUAAUAAAUGAACCUGUGUUUUCAAA
Sphaeramia orbicularis (orbiculate cardinalfish) is the source of this 1227-nucleotide messenger RNA. RefSeq names its product MAK16 homolog (S. cerevisiae) (gene mak16). Gene Ontology annotation, biological process: maturation of LSU-rRNA; maturation of 5.8S rRNA. The transcript is spliced from 10 exons. Bases 166 to 1086 code for a protein of 306 amino acids. Gene Ontology annotation, cellular component: nucleolus; preribosome, large subunit precursor. Lineage: Eukaryota; Metazoa; Chordata; Actinopteri; Kurtiformes; Apogonidae. The record is from RefSeq and is a predicted model, not a curated record.